AUUCGCGUGAUAUAUAUUUUUUUUAGUAUACAAAAUGCGUGAAAUUGUUCACUUCCAAGCCGGUCAGUGUGGCAAUCAAAUUGGCGCCAAGUUUUGGGAGGUGAUUUCGGAUGAGCAUGGAAUCGAUCCAACCGGCACCUAUCACGGAGACUCGGAUCUCCAAUUGGAACGUAUCAACGUGUAUUACAACGAAGCCUCCGGGCCGAAAUACGUGCCGCGCGCGAUUCUGGUGGAUCUCGAGCCGGGCACAAUGGACUCCGUGCGAUCGGGGCCUUUCGGGCAGAUAUUUCGACCGGACAAUUUUGUGUUCGGACAAUCCGGCGCCGGUAACAACUGGGCCAAGGGUCACUACACCGAAGGCGCCGAGCUGGUCGACUCCGUGCUCGAUGUGGUGAGAAAGGAAGCGGAGAGCUGCGACUGCCUUCAAGGUUUUCAGCUCACGCACUCGUUGGGAGGUGGCACCGGGUCCGGGAUGGGUACUCUUCUUAUUUCGAAGAUUCGAGAGGAAUAUCCGGACAGGAUUAUGAGCACGUUCUCGGUCGUGCCUUCGCCCAAAGUCUCGGACACGGUUGUGGAACCUUACAACGCCACCCUUUCGGUCCAUCAGCUGGUGGAGAACACCGAUCAAGCUUAUUGCAUCGACAACGAAGCGCUUUAUGAUAUCUGCUUCCGCACACUGAAGCUUACCACUCCAACGUACGGUGAUUUAAAUCAUCUCGUCUCCGCUACUAUGUCCGGUGUGACUACUUGCUUGAGAUUUCCCGGCCAGUUGAAUGCCGAUCUAAGAAAGCUCGCGGUGAACAUGGUGCCGUUUCCUCGACUUCACUUCUUCAUGCCGGGUUUCGCGCCUCUCACGUCCCGAGGGAGCCAACAAUAUCGCGCUCUCACCGUGCCGGAACUCACUCAGCAAAUGUUCGACGCGAAGAACAUGAUGGCGGCCUGCGAUCCUCGCCACGGUCGAUAUCUCACCGUCGCGGCCGUCUUUCGCGGCCGAAUGUCGAUGAAGGAGGUGGACGAGCAGAUGCUCAACAUCCAGAACAAAAACAGCUCGUACUUCGUCGAUUGGAUACCGAACAACGUGAAGACAGCUGUGUGCGACAUUCCGCCACGCGGUCUCAAGAUGUCGGCCACUUUUAUCGGCAACUCCACCGCCAUUCAAGAGCUGUUCAAGAGAAUUUCCGAACAAUUUACCGCCAUGUUCAGGAGAAAGGCUUUCCUCCACUGGUACACGGGCGAGGGUAUGGACGAGUUGGAGUUCAACGAGGCGGAAUCGAAUAUGAACGAUUUGGUGUCCGAGUACCAGCAAUAUCAGGAAGCCACGGCGGAGGAGGACUUCGAAGGAGAGGACGAAGAAAUGGAGAAGUGAACGGGAGAAGAGAAUCGCGCGCGAUCAAAUUUUUCGUGCGCGGUCUCGCAUACUGUGCUUUUGUUAGUCUUUUACAAUGUUUUUAUAUGUUGUUUACGUUUUUGGAAAACAUUUUUGCCACUUGUACUUGUGUGUUGUUCGUGAGAUUUGAUAAUAGAUAUAUGCUAACAAAAAUAAAUAACAAAAUGCGUACGUGUCUACUGUUCUUACGUCGAAAGUUUUUAUAUACGAUAGCUUUUUUCUCGCGAAUUAAUAUAAUCUGUUUUUUUUCUCACACAUACAGUUAGAAGCGUAUUGUCUUCUGUCGCGUGAACGGUGUUGCAUCGGUAAUAUUUUACAAACAAAGAGCAUUAUUUCGCGCAACUUUAUAUAAGCGAGAACAUUAUGCAUACGCAACGCAAUUACAUCGUAUCUCAACACGGUCUUGCAACAUUAUCAUCAGAGUUAAUGUCCGUAACGCGAUUUAUAAAUACGCGCGUAUCUCUGAAAUAAACGAGACGAGCACGCAUUAUUUAGACGAGUUUAUCGUUAUCUGAUGACGUUGAUGAAUGAAGUCGAGAGAAAAAAAAAUGGAGAUCGCGUGUUAUCGCCCGGCGUGUCCGAGUGUGUCGAUUUACACAAUUUCUGUGUUGUGUAAUAUUAUUAUUAAUAACACGCGAGAAUUCGCGGAACAAUGAUGUGUUCUUACAUAAUUUGCGAGGAAAAUAUUACAAAAGAUAUAGCGAAGAAAAAAGUGUAAAAUAGUGAGUGUGUGCGAUUUAAAAACAAAAAUGUGACAGAUUUGUGGGAACGUCCUGAGAACAAAAAAUUUUAAAAUGGCUUGAGGUAGUGUAACAGUGUUUUUAAAUUACAAGCGAUUAGAAGGAUGAUUUUUAAAAACUGUUUUAUUGCAAAACUUUUCAGUCCACACUCCUUUAUAGCAACAUAUCUGUGUGUGAUUAUCAUUGGGUCAAAGCUGAAUGUAAUACAGACGCAUCGGAGAUUAAUGAAGAGAACACCCAGCAACCUCUAAUUGUUUUUCUACAUAUCACUCAUCAUCUCAAGAAUGCAGUUGUUCUUUUUUUUUUUUUUUUUUUUCAAAUAUUUAUUU
Molecule: messenger RNA, 2456 nt
Organism: Pseudomyrmex gracilis
Lineage: Eukaryota; Metazoa; Arthropoda; Insecta; Hymenoptera; Formicidae
Product: tubulin beta chain-like
Exons: 3
Coding region: 35-1366 (443 amino acids)
Biological process (GO): microtubule cytoskeleton organization; mitotic cell cycle
Cellular component (GO): cytoplasm; microtubule
Molecular function (GO): GTPase activity; structural constituent of cytoskeleton; GTP binding
Source: RefSeq, a predicted model, not a curated record